Sebastes umbrosus (honeycomb rockfish) is the source of this 2044-nucleotide messenger RNA. RefSeq lists its product as uncharacterized. The transcript is spliced from 4 exons. Lineage: Eukaryota; Metazoa; Chordata; Actinopteri; Perciformes; Sebastidae. The record is from RefSeq and is a predicted model, not a curated record. Bases 20 to 1867 code for a protein of 615 amino acids.
GGCAGGCUCAAUCUCCGACAUGUUCCAUGAAUCUAUACUGGGACGGGUUGGGUGCGAUGUUGAAGAGCUGUUCCAGAAUAUAUCAAAGUGGAAAGCUGAGGAAUGCUCUAAGCCAGAGGCUGAUGAGGAAGAAGAUGAAUCCUCGGUGGCUCAUAAGGUGGACCGGUAUUUGAACAGGUUUUAUAACCUCCGGCGAGCUUUUGCAGAGCACCAAGGAGAGGAAGACCUGGUCAUUAUGGUGGAUGAGGCAGACUUAGGCAGAAAAAGCAGGAUCAACAAGAAGAAGAAGAAGCCUUUUUGGAAGCCCUGGCCUAAAUAUAAACCACGGAAGCGAGCAACAAAGCAGGAUCGGGAUAAGGCUCUCGAGUCACUACUCACUGCCUUACUCGUCAGUGAUUCAAAAUCUGUCCCUCCGUGUCCUGAAGAGACGAGUGGCAGAAUCAGACGUCAAAUCACGGUCAAUAAGCGCAGGGUCAAAAAGAUCAGGAUCAACAUUCGCUGCUGUUUAUGGAAACCAUGCAAAAAGGCCCAGCAAGCAAGAAAGCAGGAUUCGAAUAAGGCUGUCGAAUCAGUGAGUGACUCAAAAUCCGUCCCUCCUUGUCCUGAAAAGACAUCUGCCACUCACUCAAUUGACUCCAGUGAGGACAGCAAGGCUGCUAAUGAAGCAGACUUGACCUCUGUCCCUCCGGAACCGAUAAAUGUGCCAGAUGAAGAUGUCCAACUAGAGAGUGGCAGAAGCAGACGUCAAAGCAGGAACAACAAGAAGAUCGACAAAAAGAGGAAGCCUUUUUGGAAGCACUGGUGUGAAUGGAAACCAUGGAAAAAGACCCAGCGAGCAAGAAAGCGGGAUUCGAAUAAGGCUGUCAAGUCAGUACUCACUGACGCCUUCCUCGACAGUGACUCAAAAUCCGUCCAUCCGUGUCCGGAAGAGACGAGAAGCAGACGUCAAAGCAGGAUCAACAAGAAGGAGAAGCCUUUUUGGAAGUGCUGGCCUAAAUGGAAACCAUGGAAAAAGGCCCAGCCAGCAACAAAGCAGGAUUCGGAUAAGGCUGUCAAGUCAGUGAGUGGCUCAAAAUCCGCCUCUCUUGUCAUCACUUCGAACAUCCUGCAAAAUUUGAAAAGCUCCAUUGACAAGACUCUCAGGGAAACGCUUGGUGCGGACAACUCUUCUCACAUGACACUGAAACUCACAGAGGCCAUUGGGAGCAUUGUUAAUGAUAGUGUGACCUCUGCUCUGUUAGGGGCCAUGCAAGCCCCACAGAAUGAAGGAUCUUCAAAUGUCCAUCGUGCUACCUGCUGCAUCCAACAAACCAAAGGGCCGGCUUGGUGGCAGAGCAAUAAGGUCCAUCCGGACUCAAACCAACAAAUGGACAAAGCUGUCAUGUUGUCAUCAGGUGAACAGUCAUCUAGUCCCAAAUGCUCCUCAUCUCCUCCUCAAGCCUCAUCCCGCAUCAGCUCCAGAGGGUCGAACAACACCCCUCUGGUGUUACUGGAUUAUGAAGGUGAGGAUGAGGAGAAGACAUUGGAGGACACCAGAAACACCCCACCUUCACACUCCAUUCUCGAGGGUGAUGAGCACGCAAGUCAGCUCAGCUCCGCAAGUCAGCUCCGCUCUGCAAUUCAGCUCAGCUCUGCAACUGAGCUCAGCUCCGCAAGUGAGCUCACUGAGCUCAGCUACGCAGGUGAGCUGGACUCACAGGGUGUCAUGGCUGCUUUUGACACGGAUGCCAAUAAGACCCAGGAUGACGAAGGCGACUGUGUCUACCCAACCUGCAAGAAGACCAAGAGUCCGCAGACUUCAGCAGAGGUUCAGGCUGACAGAAAAAUAUCUAUCAUGAAGAGGCUCCGCCGCUUCCUCCACCUGUGAGAGUGACAUGAUCACUCCUUCCCCCUGUCGGAGAUCAUGUGAAAUGAUCACUCCUUAUUUUUCUCUCUCUCUCUCUCUCUCUCUCUCCCUUUCUCCCUUUCUCUGGGAAAAGGAGAGAUAGAUGGAGGGAGAGAGGUGUCUCUCUCCCUCCAUCUAUUACCUCCCAGCCCCUAAUGA